GCUUAUGGGGUCUUCUGGGAAGGCACAAAUUGGAAAAUAGAGAAGGAUAGGUAGAGAAGAUCAGGGAGUGAAUCUUGAGGGGAAAAAAGAGAGGAGAGGAGGAAAUGGAAGGAAAUGGGGGAAUAAUCGGGUUACAAGUUUAAGAUGGGGAACUUUUAUCAGAUGUUACUGAGUAUCACAGUAUGGUACUUGCAAGGGACAUCAGCUCACAGGCUUUGGCUCAAAUCUGACAGAUAUAUUUCUGUUAUUAUGGCUUAUUCUGAUGCAUAUUGGGCAGGAUGUCCCGACAGUUCUCGAUCCACUACUGGUUAUGCUGUUUUUCUUGGAUCCAAUCUCAUCUUUUGGCGGUCUAAAAAGCAGCCAACUGUGUCCAAAUCUUCCACUGAAGCAGAAUACAGGGCCAUUCCAUAUACUGUUCAGGACACACUUUUUAUCAGGUCACUACUAGCUGACAUGGGAAUUUAUAUUUUGGCUUCAAUGCAACUUCAUUGUGAUGACGUCUCCGCCUCAUACUUAGCUGUUAAUCCUAUUCAGCAUGAUCAGAGUAAAAACAUCAAAAUCAAUUAUCAUUUUGUUCGAGAGAGGGUGGCUCAUGGAGAUCUUGUCGUGAAGUAUAUUCCUACUCAGUUGCAAUUAGCUGACAUUUUUACCAAAAAUUUAUCUAGUCAGCGUUUUGAAUUUUUACGUUUCAAUCUGUGCGUUGUAUCCCCUGCACAGAUUGAUGGGGUGUAAUAAUGUAAUUAUAUAAGGAUUACUAUGUAAUAUCCUAAACUGGUUUUAGUAUAAAUAUAACGUCAAGGCACCCAAUAGGGUAAGCCAUUAUUUUCC
Molecule: messenger RNA, 828 nt
Organism: Cuscuta europaea
Lineage: Eukaryota; Viridiplantae; Streptophyta; Magnoliopsida; Solanales; Convolvulaceae
Source: the annotation of a GenBank genome assembly